Drosophila bipectinata is the source of this 1364-nucleotide messenger RNA. RefSeq lists its product as uncharacterized. The record is from RefSeq and is a predicted model, not a curated record. NCBI's taxonomy places the organism in Eukaryota, Metazoa, Arthropoda, Insecta, Diptera, Drosophilidae.
ACUGUGCCAACCGAAAAAUACAAAAUUAUAAAUACAAUUAAAAGAUAUAUCUGGAACACAAACAUCCACGGCAGCUGGCAAGAUGCUCAAGUGGGCUGUCAACCAGCCGCGAAACUCGUAUUUGGCCAAGGAGCUGGCCCUGGGAAUGGAAACUGGAUUGGCGGAGCCGAAGGGAUCCAGCUACAGCGAGUUCCACGCCCUGCGGGGCAAGAUGAAGCGGAAGUCCUUGAGUGCGAUAGUGCCGGGCCCGGGCAAGGAGAACCAGAUGACCUCCACUCCGCUGCCGGCCAGCUCACUGAUGCCACGGACUCCGCUGCUCAAGGACCUGAGCAAUAUCCUGGCUACCCCAACGCCUCAGGGUGAGAAAGCGGAAGGAAUAGCCCUUGGAGCAGUACCUGGCACCAUCGGAGGAGCUCCGAAGUACGCCUGCACGCUGCCCACCUUCGAGGCGGAGUACUCCCCGAGCUCCGUCAUCCCGGGGCCUCUGAUCGCCCUGCGCGGAGUCGGAAUCCCGGACAGCUACUUCGAGAAGCCGCGCUACCUGGAGCAGAAGCCCCUUCCCGCUCCCACCCAGGCCACCACCAACCAGACCAGGUCCUCUAGCCAGAUGGGAGACGUGACGCUGGAGAGGAUGAUCGACGCCAUCCUGGAGAGCAACCGAAAGACCACCAACAUCCGACCCCCAAGGCAACACAGGCACCGACAUCCGCUGCACCACCUGAAGGGCACCACCUCCUCCGCCGCCACCCACUCGCCCACCUACCGCCCCGCCUUUGAUCCCGCCAGCGACCUGCGGGAGUACUGGAAGUCGCCCUCGCAGCGGGAGACCUCCCUGACGCGGUUCGAGGAGCGGGAGGUGUGCUCCCCCGCCCGCAAUCCCGGCCAGAGCCGCAAGCGCCACUCCCUUCAGGCCCUGCGGAGGCAGCGGGUGGUGCGGCGCAAGCGAAAGAUCACCACCAAGAUCUCCUCCAGCGUCCGGCAGUCGGCCCAGAAGCUCCUGGCCGCCGCCAAGUCGGGUGGAGGAGGAGCGCAUGCCCCCAAGAGGCGACACAUCAGCCCGGACAGCGGCCACAACUCCACCAGCGACUUUGAGGAGUUGGAUGCGGAGGAGGAUCUGAAUCCUUUCGGUCACUUUUCGGCCGAGGCCACCACGAAGCGGCGCCUCAGUUUCUCCUUCUCGGAGGAUGUCUUUGUGGAGAAGUGAGAAGUGUCCUUCGCUCCAUUUUUUUAUGUUUCUAUUUUUUUUUUUUUGGAAAAUCUGUUUGGUUGUAAAUUCUAAGAUCAUCUAUUUUUUUCCGAGUGGCUCAAAGCGCAACUAUCCUUGCCUUCAAAUGAAAAAUAAAUAAAAUAAAACUAAAUGUUAA